AUGCAGCAGCUAUUAAAUCCCUUCGCCCAGAAAUACCCCGAGGCGGUCGACGCGACCCUCUCGUCGCAGGCGACGUCGGUGCGCUUCAACCCGUCCGGCCCGUUCGCGGGGCACUACCUCGCCGCUGGGGGCUCGGACGGGCUCGUCGAGAUCUGGGACGUGGACACGCGUGGUGUGGUCCGCGUGCUUGAGGGGCAUGUCAAGGCCGUCGCGGGAUUGAGUUGGUCGCGCAACAACCGAUACCUCCUCAGCGCGUCGCUCGACGGCACAGCCAUCGUGUGGGACCUCGCUGCGCUCACCCCGCUUCUGCGACCGCGGACCCGCGUCAAGCCGACCUCGACGGCCAGGAGACGCACAAUACGCUUCGACGCGCCGCUCGUCACUGCGUCCUUCCACCCGCGCAACUCGAACGUCAUCCUCGCGACGCUCGCGUGCAACGAGGCCGUGCUGGUUGACUUGCGGCCGGGCGGGGGUCAGUUUGUGCUCGAGGAUGUGAUGGACGGGGACGCCGAGGAGGAUGACGGGGCGAAGCGCAAGUCGUCGAUAUCCUGCGCGACGUGGUCGCCGUGUGGUGGGCGAAUCUACGCCGGCACAACCUCGGGCGUGGUACUGAUUCUCGACCCCGUGAGCCGGCUGGUGCAGGCGCGCAUCCGCGUCGGGACGAGUGGCAUCCGACAGCUCGCAUUCGACGCGAGCGGACGCGGGCUGGUGCUGAGCAGCUCUGACCGCGCGCUGCGCGUGCUCAACGUGUCGCCCGCGACGGGGGCACUCGCCCCGAUCCACCGCUUCCAGGACCUGGUGAACCGCACGCCGUGGCAUGCGAUCGGCUUCUCGGGCGACGGCGACUUUGUCAUGGGUGGCGGAGGGCACAAGAUGACGCACAACGUGUUCGUGUGGGACCGCGACUCGGGCGUGCUCGUCAAGGUGCUCGAGGGGCCCAAGGAGCCGCUCGUGGACUGUGAUUGGCACCCGACCCGCCCAGUCAUCGCGUCCGUGGCCAACUCUGGCGACAUUCACGUCUUCCAGACGGCGCAGCCGGAUAACUGGGCUGCCUUCGCGGCCGGCUUUGAAGAGCUCGAAGAGAAUGUCGAGUACGACGAGCGCGAGGACGAGUUUGACAUUGAAGACGAGGACGACAUUGCACGGAAAAAGGACGCGGCAGAGGACGAGGUCAUCGACGUGCUCACCGUCCAGGCCGACUACCCCCGCCGGCCUGACCCCGCGAUCGUCGCGGUUCCGAAUGGCGACGCAGUGGCAGUGGCCGCUGCCGACGCCGACCAGCCCGAGAGCGAAGAGGCUGGUGCCGCCCGCAUGCUCGCCGCCGCGGCAGAGUGGGCAGACGCAGACCCAGACGACGAUACCUGGGACGGCUUCUACCUCUCGCUCAACCUGCUCGAGGAGGUCGUCGACGACGAGGACACGAGCUAGCUGCGGCCGUGUAGACAGACACCUGUCACUCCCUGUACUCUCCACACUGUAUCACAAUCUGCAU
This is a messenger RNA of Vanrija pseudolonga, 1492 nucleotides long. It is a transcript of the gene Rbbp5, whose product is annotated as Retinoblastoma-binding protein 5. The transcript has 6 exons. The record is from RefSeq and is a predicted model, not a curated record. NCBI's taxonomy places the organism in Eukaryota, Fungi, Basidiomycota, Tremellomycetes, Trichosporonales, Trichosporonaceae. Gene Ontology annotation, cellular component: Set1C/COMPASS complex. The coding region runs from base 1 to 1428 and encodes 475 amino acids. Gene Ontology annotation, molecular function: protein binding.